Messenger RNA from Drosophila novamexicana, 3049 nucleotides. RefSeq lists its product as uncharacterized. NCBI's taxonomy places the organism in Eukaryota, Metazoa, Arthropoda, Insecta, Diptera, Drosophilidae. The transcript has 2 exons. The record is from RefSeq and is a predicted model, not a curated record. The coding region runs from base 77 to 2854 and encodes 925 amino acids.
UUUGUUUUUUUAUUUUAUUAUUAUUUUUAUUUUACUAAUAAAUUUGGCGGAAAAAAAUUGUUGAGGUGCAAGCAUAAUGGAGGAAGAUCAACCCAAACAAACUAAAGUCUGCUUCCUUUUUGACAUUAUUGUAACUCGCUUGCGAAUGUACAAAGAUAAAAUCGACAAUCCGCAGAGCCUAGCGGUUAAUGUUAGGUUUAAUAAAAUGUCAAUUAACGUUACAGCGAGCCGUAUAAAUGUGAGCGAAUUCCAAUCUGGACGCCGCAUUGAAUUCUCAACAGAACCCGAUACAAUGCGCCAAAACCUGGAGGCUGAUGGCUUGCCGAUCGUUGUGCGAUACAGUGGGCUCUCUUUAGGGAACGCGCGUAUCAAAUUUCCCCAGAACUUUAUCGAUAGCAUUGAGGAUGGGAUGAGUGACCAACUACAUGCAGACACAUGUAGCAUUGAACGCCGUGGAGUCGAGGUGGGAACUAUAGAGAUUCUUUGCAUACUAAUUGCCAAGUGCUUGGAGCAAGCCGAACAGCCAGAACCCUGCAAUAAGAGCUGCGGCAACCUGGCAAGGGCUAUUAAUGCGGCUGACAUCAUGUUUGUAGUGGGCGACCCCGAUCCCUGCCCCAAGAUUUGUGAACCGUGCGCGGAUGAGCUGGAGCAAGAGGAAGGUGAUGAGCAACUUAAGUUGGAUCUAAACCGCUAUCCCAGCUUAAACCAGAGAGUCACUAAGCCACCUACGAGAGAGAUUUGUGGCACGGAAGCAUGCUGCCAAUUACAAGCUAUAACGAAGCAUUACGGAGAAAUCAUCGAAUCGGUUGUGAAGAAUGCAACUCGUUUAACUACGUCGAACCUAAAUAAGGAUCUUGUUAUCACGGACUGGAGCGGAAAACAGAGAAACUUCCCACAAAAGUAUGUAGAUCGCUCGAUAGCCAUUCCUACUGGGGACAUUGACGAGUUUGGAAUAAAGUCCAUACGUUUCUGUCCUGUUUGCCUCACUCCAAUGUCGUGGCUGCCCAAAUACUUUCCCUGUCCUAAAUGCUGUACUAAAGCCAUGCCACAAAUAGAGACUAUACCCGGCGAAAAGCUCACGGCCGACCAAAUUAUGAAUGAGUUUCUCCGACUGCCUGCAAAAUCAGUCGAAGAUGAUGAAAAGGAGCCAGAUGUCUCCAAGCGCUGUACCUGCAAGAAUAAUAUAGUUUGUACUCAUUGUCGCAUUCGCAAUUUGUGCGCAUACAUGCUCAAACCGCGCGUUCACCAAGAAAAGUGCCCCAGCGUUACGCCUGAUCAAAAUGAGGACUUUUGUGUAGUAGUCGAGUCCGAGGUAUGUCGCCCGUAUUUAGAACGUGUAUUCGGCGAGCUUCGAGAUCUCUACGGCGAAAGGGAGGCUAAUAAAACUGCUGAAUUACAGAAGCGUUCGAAACCAACGUUGGGACCUAAAGAGACAGUGGACUUGGCUAAGAAAGCACUAACGGGCGCCAUACAGAACGCACAUAGUAGUCCGAGCUAUUUGCAGCGGACAUCGAAUGGCCCAAAAAUUGGCCAUAAGACUUGUCUUAGGCCUCAACCCUUUGUCUCCCGUCGACACGGCUGGGCGUGGCCAUCGACCAAAAAAGCGCGCAAAUAUGGGUGGCGCCCAGGAGCCAUUUGUCGGUAUGCUGGAACCGUAAUGAGGUUCUUUUUGCAAUACUCCCGAGACAAUAAUGCAUUUAACACCUGUCGGCGGGCUGAAAGACCAAAAAGAAAGCAGCUUCCUAUUCUCAACGUGUGCAAGAGAAAUGGCGCAAUAUACAUAACAUUGCGUGCCGUCAAUAAUCCACAUAUAGAAAUGAAACCCAUUGUAUUCAGGAUAGUCAAAAGCGAUCUUGCCGUGGCCCUCAGGGAGAUCAAGAAGAAGCUCAAGGACAAGGGCUACCGCAAAUGUGUUUGCCACAAAACUGUGAUGUUGUGCGUGUGUCGCAAAAUGCUUGAAAAGAAAAAUCUUGAAGAAGAACUGCAAAAGGAGUGUAAACGGCGAGGAAUGGAAAACUGCGUGGAUCAUUUGGUGCUCACCGACACCAGUGACAGUGAGGUCGAGUUUGAUUUUGAUGUGACCCCGCCAGCAGGCGUGGCAAAGCCCCAGCUAUCUGUAAAACCUCGUACUGUCACCUUGAGUACACAGACAAAUCCGAAAGACAAAGCCCCACCAAAAUAUCCCAUAGAAGUUGGUCCCUACUGGCGCGCCUAUGACUGCGCUGCUGGCGAUCGGUACACGGGCACAGCGUUCGGUAGGCCCGGUGAAGCCGUAUUUGAGGAUGGCAUCUUUGGAUACGGGGGCGGCGGACCGCAUGGACCAUACGCCACUCCCGGUGGGAGGGCCAAGACCCACGGAAUAUGGGGUGCGAGCCCAGGUGGGCCUUUACAAGGUGGUGGACGUGUGGGUGAUGGUAAAAGAGGCAGUCCAGGCGGAAAGUCUUUUCCUGGUGAUAAAAAGAAACCAACAGGUCCUAGUGCGCCCAUCCCUGUAAGAAUGCCAAAACGCUAUAUUGAGGCUCUGAAGAAUGCUGCUCAGGCAGAGAAAGAUGCAGUGCAGAAUGAGAUUGACAGGAAGAAAAGGGGCAUUGACCUAAUGCAGUAUUUGAUGAAACACGAUGCAAUUCCCACGCCCUGGAACCCCAAUGAACCUAAACCAAAAGUGAAAACUAAGACUGGCCCAGUCGUGGGGCCAGAUGGGCUGACCGAUGCACAGCGCAAGCGUCGGGCUCUUAACCAGAUUUGCAUUCCACCAUUUGAGAGCUUGGCUCGGCUUGGCAAGGGUUACGAUCCGUGCACUCAAUGCUACUCUCCUUGUGCUCAGUGGUGUCCUCCUUGCAGCUACUAUUGCUAAGAAACACCGGGAUCUUGACUGCGAAUUUGAAGUAUCAACAUGAGCAGUUCAUUAUGCUACAACUUGCAGCUUAUAAGAAAUCAAAUACGAGGUUACCGCCAAAUAAGACAAGCUUUUAAGACAGGCAUUUCGGAAUGAUAAAUAAUACAUAAAACAAGACCAUUUUACAUAGGUCACUUAAUGCCAAUAAAUUUU